Molecule: messenger RNA, 4400 nt
Organism: Alligator mississippiensis (American alligator)
Lineage: Eukaryota; Metazoa; Chordata; Crocodylia; Alligatoridae
Product: homeobox protein CDX-4
Exons: 3
Coding region: 195-977 (260 amino acids)
Biological process (GO): anterior/posterior axis specification; cell differentiation; regulation of transcription by RNA polymerase II
Cellular component (GO): nucleus
Molecular function (GO): DNA-binding transcription factor activity, RNA polymerase II-specific; RNA polymerase II transcription regulatory region sequence-specific DNA binding
Source: RefSeq, a predicted model, not a curated record
CAAGAUCUUGGUAAACCAUUACCACCAGCACCUGGUAAUGCAGUUGUUGAUAUUACAGGAUGAGGUAGAAGAAACAAAGAAGAGUGUCAAUUUUUAGGAAGAUUAGGAAUAGCUAAAGCAAAAAAUUAAAAGGGGAAGGGGAAAAAAUGGCAAGCAGGAUAUCAUAGCAACUACUUCUACCCGUUUUGACCAUAAUGUAUGUGAGUUAUCUCUUGGAUAAAGAAGCCAGCAUGUAUCCGGCAUCCGCAAGGUGCAACAACAACCUGCCAGUGCAAAACUUUGUCUCUACGCCACCCUACUCAGAUUAUAUGGGAUAUCAUCAUGUGCCAAGUAUGGACAACCAUGGACAAACUUCAGGAACCUGGGGAUCUCACUAUGGCCCACAAAGAGAGGAUUGGAAUGCCUAUGGGCCCGGACCCUCCAGCACAGUUACUGUUGCACAGAUCAAUGGCUCCUCUCCUGGGCAGGUCUCCUACAGUUCUACUGAUUACAACUCUCUUCAUCCUGCUGGAUCUGGGAUUUUACCUCCUGUAGAUACAGUUAAUACGGAGCAAAUCUCUCCCAACUCUCAAAGGCACAGCUCUUAUGAAUGGAUGCGGAAAACAGUGCAAUCUAACACUGCAGGUAAAACAAGAACAAAAGAAAAGUACCGGGUUGUUUACACAGAUCAUCAAAGACUAGAAUUAGAGAAGGAAUUUCAUUGCAACAGAUACAUUACAAUACGGAGAAAGUCUGAACUUGCCGCUAACCUGGGACUAUCUGAGAGACAGGUGAAAAUCUGGUUUCAGAAUCGCCGAGCCAAGGAGAGAAAAAUGAUCAAGAAGAAAAUCUCGCAGUUUGAUGGCAGUGGGGGCUCAGUUCAGAGUGACUCUGGCUCAGUCAGCCCAGCUGAAAUGUCCCACUCCCUCUUUCCACCCCCACAUGCAAUAAAUGGAUUACAGCCCAUUGAGAUACAGCAGGUCAUCGUUUCAGAAUGAACAGGGUGGGAAAAAUGUGAAAAGGAUUUUUCUUUUCUCUGUGACAUGUCAGUUUUGUGAAGGACCAUUCUCAUUCAGGUCUCUUCAGAGUGCUGGCUACCCUGCACAGGAACCAGGACUGUUCCCAAAAUAUUUUAAUUACUGCAGAAAUCUCAGGGAACCCUUGCUGCUAAAAUCCAUCACUCAUAAAGCUUUGAGUAGGAUGUAAUUUUGUUGCAGAUAUUGCCAGGAAGAGUGAAACAACUGAAGACUAGGGGGAAGGUAGUUCUCGCCGGUUUAUAUUUUGCAGAAAAUUGUUGGUGAACAGUACAAUACAAGGAAAUGUGAGAUGCUGGCUCUAUUUGUGUGCAUUACAUUUUUAUAUAAUUAGAGUUACCUGUAGAUGUUUAUAAACAUUCAUAUUUAGAAUACAGAAGAGUAUGCCACCUUUUAAAAAAAGACGCAACAAAAAUAUUUUAAAUACAUCAAGAAAAAAUGUGACAUAAUGUUACAAUAACAACAUAUUGCAUCUAGUCAAAUUAAAGGUAUCUUUUCUGUCCUACGUUACUGUACACAGCAUGUUCAAGGCUUCUAAAUACAAUAAAUUUACAAACCUGUAGUAUCUUACACCAAACCUGCCAAGAUUUGUUUGAUGGUAAGAGCUUUAGAAAUUAGUAAAUACCAAAUGGCUCAAAGCAUAUAAACACUACUUCAUUCUUUGAUUACUGCAUACUUUAUUGUUUAAUAAAAAGAGGAUUGACAGAAAAAUCUGUUAUUUUUAACAAAGUCUCUAUGCAUUUGCCUCAUGACCUGAAGGACUGGAGUAAAAAAAAUAAAUAAAAAAAUCGGCCUUUGGCUAGUUGCAAGCAUUUCCCAUUGAUUGUAAAUAGGGUUUGUGUACUGGCUGACAGGCAGAAUGCAAGUCCUUCUGAUUUGUUUAGCAUCAGGUGUAGAGCGCUAACACCAGUGCCAGACUAUAUUGAGUAAUUAGUGCCAGCAACUCAGCAUUCAUGAACACUUCCAUAAGUUUACUUUGCCCAUGACAAAGAAACAAAAAGGGGUUUUUUCCUGGAGAAAGAAACUAGAGUUGGGGCUGGGGUUUGGACGGGGAGAAGUGGGUGGCAGAAGAGACAACAAAAGAAAAAGCUGUAAGUUGACAUCCAGAAGAUUUUUACAUGUCCUAAAUGUAUUCUUCAUCUCAACAACGUCAAAGUCUUAUACUUAGAAAUAAAAAGCCAAACCAAUGCACCCAGCAGCAUGGGUAAAACUAAAUAGACGACUCUGAUUCUAUACAGCCAACUGCUUGUUUUGAAGACAUGUGACAAUGGUUUUCCCAGUUUAUUUGAAGAUUCCCCAUUCCUAUCACCCUACCAUUCAUUAGUUGCUAAUGCUAUAGAAUAACACACAGUUUAGCAUUGGUUGCCAAUACUAUAGAAUAACAUACUGUGGCACUCUUAUACAAGAGCCAGUUACAAUGCUUUACAAUGCAAGAAGUAUAGCUGAAGCAGAGCUACUGCCUUAUUAUUACCCAUAGCUUCCACACCAGUCAACAUUGGGAGGCCAGUUAUCACAGAGAGGCAAGCUAGAGCUAUUUUUAAGUUAUUGUUCACUGGUGAAUGAUAUACCCAAUGUGUUAUUCCUCCUAAAGCCUUCAGCCACUAGCACACUUCUGUCUCCCUUCACUGAUGCUUUUCUGGCCUUCAAAACUGAACUGAGUCACAAAUAUAACUUGUUAAACAAUAAUGUAAGACUUUGCUAAUGACCAAUGUCUACAAAUACAUCAGGAAAUGUGCAUGUUUCUUGUAUUCUAUUAAACUGCUGCCUCAAUGACUUUCAUAUUAUUUCAUAAAAUUAAUUGCAUGUACCAAAGGAUUCUUCAAGGGAUCCUUGCUAAGUAAUUAGCUUUUUGUAACUUUUAGGUUAAAGGGAAACCCUUGAAGGAAAUCACAUUAAAAUAUUACCAUUGGCAGCACUAUUUGGAUUUUUUUAAAUGAACCCAUGCAAGUGUACAAAUUCCAUUUUAUGCUUCUGGCAUGUGGCUAACAUGUCAUUGGGGAGCUUUUAAUUGGCUGUUAAAAGAUUAACUGAAUAAAUAUACUAAAAGUUAACAUUCAAAUAGCAGUCUAUAUUGCCAAAGCACUACGUAAAUAUUAACAAAUCAAUCCUCAAUACAUUUGAGUAGAGAGCAGUAGUUAGCUGUUAGUCUGAAGUCAGGCAGAAGGCAGGACAGGGUGGCACCUUUGAGACUGAUAGGUUUAGAGAGCCAUGAGCUUUGGUAGGUGACAGCUUGUUUCAUCAGAUGUAUUUCCCCAUUUUACAGAUAAGGAGAAUGAGACUAAUUGGUUUAUCCCAAUGCCACAUAGACAGUUUGGGUUAGAACUGGGAUUCAUACGCCUCCUCUGUGGUCAUGCUGUCUUCAAGUCAAGAAGCUGGAUGGCAUGAAAGAUAGAGCUGCAAAGUCUUUGUAAAACUGUCACAGAUUAUUCCCUGUAUAUAUGCAUGGUCAGGAAUGUGUGUUAGCUUAGGGGGGUUCUGUUUCCAACAAAUAUGCUGCACAAAUUCAAAACAGGUUCAAAUUUGAGAUCAUUUAAAACUAGCAUGCUGAGAUAUCCUCACUCAACCUGCGGUUUGCCCACUAGCUGUUCUGAGUUGCCAGGCUGCCAGGAAGUGUCCUGCUGUUCUGAGAGAGUGACAGAGCUGCUGAAAGCAUAAGGUUGAAUUACAGAGCAACAGCCAUUGUUCUUGUGGGAGUGGGGGUAGGAAGAGGCUAGCUAAAAUGUGUGCCAAGUGAAAUUCUGUGAAGGAGCUAGAGAGAAAAGGGGAAUGGAGGACUUGUUUAGCCCUUCCAGGAUAUUUUAAAGUGGAUGUGGCUGGGAAAUGUGUUUCCCCUCACAAAAAUAACUGAAUGGAAUAAAGAAAGUUCUUUCAGUUUAUUCCUUUAAUUUUGUAAGAAUUGAUGUGUUUGUGCUAAGAAAACAAAAAGGGUUUCAGCAAUGAAAAUAAAAAUCUUCAACUGACUGAGACAAUUCCUGCAAAAUUAAAAAAUAUGUAUUAAACACUUCCACUCCAAACUUCAGAAACUAGCCAAACAAGUCAUUUCCUCUGGAAAGCUGAGAAAUCCUUUGACAAAGGAUAUGAGGCCUCACCAUCUGAGCCUCCUUUUCUGCACUGGCUCUAAGCCAAAGCCACCUUUGCCACCUGUACUGUGGACUGGGACCAAAACAACCUAGAGCUGCUUGACAUUGGAACAUUUUUUACUAGCCUCUUAUGGCAUGUUAUACCAGGACAAGAUAUCCCAGUAGCAUGGCACCCUGCUCCUAUACCCUACCAUGCCUACCUUGUCCUUUAGACCAUGGACUAAGAUAUGAGGUCAACACAGAGCUGUUAUACCAGGCUAACCCCUACAGUGUGAUUAUUUUAUAGGGUGUUUAAGACUCCGCUGUG